Cotesia congregata is the source of this 770-nucleotide messenger RNA. The record is from the annotation of a GenBank genome assembly. NCBI's taxonomy places the organism in Eukaryota, Metazoa, Arthropoda, Insecta, Hymenoptera, Braconidae.
AUGCCAGCUAAAAAAGUGACCGAGGAACCAGAUGAUAGUCAAACUUGGGAAUUAUUAGAACGAUGUCUUCUACCAGUAGCUUUUUCCCAUGCGGUAGCAGUUAUUAUUUCUACUGUUCUAAAUACUUUGGGCAUAUCUCAAACUUCAAGUUUCGUGCUAUUUCUUCUUUUUUUAUCAUUGUCCAUAGGUUUCACGCUCUUCUAUCACAACCUCAAGGUGACUGCACCUGGUAAAGCUGUCCUUGUUACGGGAUGUGACUCGAGAGUUGGAUGUGCUUUGGCGAAAAGGCUCGAUGAAUUAGGUUUCACUGUGUUUGCUGGAUUUACAAACAAGAUUAUGGGCAUUAAUACAUGCAAACGCUUGGAUUACUCUCGGCUGCAUUAGAAGCAUGGGGUUCGUGUUUGAGACUGGAAAUGCGCAGAUGGGGCGUGGAUGUAGUUGUUGUCGAGACAGGUGAAUAUGUUGCCGGUAACUCAUGGUUAAAAGACAAUUCUGCCCUUCUAAAUCAAGCUCGAGACAUGUGGGUACAGUUGGAACCGCAAACACGCAAAGAGUACGGGGAGGAAUUGUUCCAGAAGGAGAUGUUGUCACUUGAAAAAUACACUAAAGGACCAGAAGCUGACUUAACUCGAGUUAUGAGAGCUUUAGUUGAUGGAACUACCAAAACUUUCCCCUUGAAAAGAUACACUCCGGUUACUCGCAAAGAAAGACUUCAAGCAUUUGUCAGUGAUCAUUUACAGUAUUUCAAUAGAAUUAAUUGUUCGACGUAA